AAAAACGCCCAUUUACUUUACUGAGCUCUUACUAGUCGUGCAAGCAAGGUUAACACCAUAAAAUAAAUAAGUUUGCAUUGUUAGACUAUCAAAUGGAGGCAUUACACAGUGUACUCGGCUUGGAGUGGAUGGACUGCAGGAGUGUUUUGAUAUUUCUCUGUGUUUUCCUUUUGUUGGUUGAUGUUUUGAAGAACAGAGCUCCGCCAAACUUCCCUCCUGGACCGUGGGCUCUGCCUUUCCUCGGUGACCUUCACCGCAUGAACCCCACCAGGUUCCACCUGCAGAUUGGAGAGUUUGCAGCAAAAUACGGAAACAUUUUCAGCCUUCGGCUCUUUGGUGGACGGAUCGUUGUCCUCAAUGGCUACAAGCUUGUGAGAGAGGCCCUGGUCCAAAGAGGAGAGGACUACGUGGACCGGCCCUCCAUACCGGUGUUUUCAGCCAUAGCUGGGAACAAAGGUCUGGUGAUAUCGAAUGGCCAUCAGUGGAAGCAGCAGAGGAGAUUUGCUAUCCGUACACUCAGAAACUUUGGUGUGGGCAAGAAGACCCUGGAACUGUCCAUCCAGCAGGAGUGUCAUUAUCUCACUGAGGCUUUUGCCCUUCAGCAAGGCAAGCCUUUUAACACCCAGUCACUGCUGAACAAAGCUGUGUCCAACAUCAUCUGCUGCCUGGUGUUUGGAGAACGAUAUGACUACUCUGACAAGCAGCAGCAGUUCAUUCUUCAGACCUUCAAUGAGUUACUCUACCUAGAGGGAGGCUUUUGGGCACAUCUUUAUAACGUAUUACCCUGGCUGAUGAAGUGGCUUCCUGGACCUCACCAGAGGAUAUUCUUUCUGACACAAACCUUGGUCGACUUCAUACAAAAAAAGAUCCAAGAACACAGAGAAAGCUUGGACCCCUCCUCGCCGAGAGACUACAUCGACUGCUUCCUCGCAGAGAUGGGAGAGAAGGAGGACGAAGACGCUGGAUAUGAUUUAAAGAAUUUGUGUUUUUGUACUUUGGACCUGUUUGUUGCUGGAACUGAAACUACUGCGACUACUUUACACUGGGGACUUUUAUACAUGAUGUACUACCCUCACAUACAAGAGAGAGUCCAGGCUGAGAUAGAUGCUGUGGUUGGUUCAUCCAAGCAGCCCUCUAUGGCCGACAGAGACAACAUGCCGUACACUAAUGCAGUCAUCCACGAAAUCCAGAGAAUGGGAAACAUCCUUCCACUCAAUGUGGUCCGCAUGACGAUCAAGGAAACCACCCUGGACAAGUACACAUUCCCAAAGGGCACCAUUAUCAUGCCCACACUGAUCUCGGUUCUACGUGAUGAGUCCGUGUGGGAAACUCCGCACUCCUUCAACCCUCAACAUUUUCUGGACCAGGAUGGCAAAUUCAGGAAGAGAGAAGCCUUCAUUCCUUUUUCAGCAGGUAAGCGUGUGUGUCUCGGGGAGCAGCUGGCCAGGAUGGAGUUGUUCCUCUUCUUCACCUCCAUCCUCCAGAGGUUUACUUUAUCGGCACCGGCUGGAGAGCAGCCAAGUCUGGAGUACAAGUUAGGAGCCACUCUCUGUCCCAAACCGUACCGCCUCUGUGCCGUACCACGAUAAACCAGCAACACACUGAACAAUCACACAAUGAAUCAAUGUGUUACACUACAUAUAUCUAGCAAUACAUCAAUUUAACUAUAAUUCAGUAAAACCUAAUGUAGACAUUGGUUUUUUUUUCAUCUUAAUCAAUCAUCUUUUUAAAAAUAUUGGAUGUUAUUAAUGUAACCUGCUGUAUUCAAAUAUGCAAUAAAAUCCUUUCUAGCUUUUGAAAUAAAAUAACUGUUUACUAAAUUCCUGCUUUGGAGUACAACGCCCGCAUCACUGCUGACGCUGCACCGAACCGCCUGUCCAUCUCCCGUUCCAUUUUACCCUCACUCGUGAAUAAGAUCCCGAGAUACUUGAACUCCCUUGCUUGGGGCAGUGACUCACUCCCAACCCAGAGGGUGCAAUCCUCCGUUUUCCGGCAGAGAAUCUGCCACUCCACAGGCACUGUACCCGACUUCCACCCGACACUGAAAGACACAUGUCAGCCAAGACAGCCCAACAGUGUCCAGAGCCUUUAGUAUCUCCGGUCGAAUCUCAUCCACUCCUGGCGCCUUGCCACUGAAGAUCUUUUUGACUAUCUCUAUGACCUCUGCCAGGCAUAUGGACGAGUCUUCCCCUGAGUCUUCAGACUCUGCCUCUUCCACAGUGGUUGGGUUCAGGAGUUCCUCAAAGUGUGCUUUCCACCGCUCGACAAUAUCCCCAGUCAAGGACUCCAAGAAGGCUGCGUACUCUGAGAGAGACGACGGAGAAAAUGUUAUUGAUAGAAGGAGGACGAAGACGCUGGAUAUGAUUUUAAAGAAUUUGUGUCUGUGCUUUGUGGCAACAAACUCAAAAACACACUCAAACCAUUCUCUUUCAACUUUAAUUAAAAAGGUAACCAAAUCUGUAAAUUGAUUUUUAUAAUGUUUUUGUUAAGAGACAAAUAAACAAUGAGGAUAAUGCCUUCCUGUUAGGUAAGAAAUUAGUUUGAAAAGCCAUUUAAUAUUAAGAAAAUAAUCAGAUAUUAUGUAGAAAAUACCUACAUUUAUUUAUGAUAAGCUUUUGUAUAAGAAAUGGGCCUUACAUGUACAAAACCACUGUUUCGCUGGUGCUGCUGGUUAUAAAUUACCAGACACUCUACGCUUCAUUAAUGAAUAUGACUAAAUACAACAAAUGUCCAUUUAGUAGCUCUUCUUGGAGCUUUUCAUCAUAUUUCUUCAUCUCAAUCAGCCCAGUUGUCAUGCAGUUUUAGUUUCCUUUUUCUAUAAUUAAUUGUUGAGAUUAAAUUAAUAAUAAUUAGAAAUAAUUAGUCACCUGCUGUUUCCAAGGUAGUUAAUUAACCUUGAAGUUCAACCCUGUAAUCUGUUUAUUUUUUGUUCAUUAAAGCAA
This is a messenger RNA of Anoplopoma fimbria (sablefish), 2942 nucleotides long. Its product is annotated as cytochrome P450 2J4-like. Bases 93 to 1589 code for a protein of 498 amino acids. Gene Ontology annotation, cellular component: intracellular membrane-bounded organelle; cytoplasm. The transcript has 9 exons. The record is from RefSeq and is a predicted model, not a curated record. Gene Ontology annotation, molecular function: heme binding; oxidoreductase activity, acting on paired donors, with incorporation or reduction of molecular oxygen, reduced flavin or flavoprotein as one donor, and incorporation of one atom of oxygen; iron ion binding. NCBI's taxonomy places the organism in Eukaryota, Metazoa, Chordata, Actinopteri, Perciformes, Anoplopomatidae. Gene Ontology annotation, biological process: xenobiotic metabolic process.